Hymenoscyphus albidus is the source of this 2820-nucleotide messenger RNA. NCBI's taxonomy places the organism in Eukaryota, Fungi, Ascomycota, Leotiomycetes, Helotiales, Helotiaceae. The record is from the annotation of a GenBank genome assembly.
CUGUGCGCUGCCGUGAUUGCAUGAUGAUCCCCACCUCACCUGCACCUGGGCACUUCAAACCUCGCUGCCUUUUACAUGUCAUCGGACCUUCGCUCUGAGAUCAAUUAACGCCGACCACCAAGGAAAAUGGAGUCAACCGAAGCUCCUCAAGACGUCCAGGUCCCUCGACCCCCAAGCCCGAUAAAGGCCCCGCGAAAGCGAAAGCGGAUUGUGAUUUCCUGUACCGAGUGCCAUCGUCGCAAGCAAAAGGUGACUUGAUCCCGAGCUCUUUUCUUGCCCUCGCCCUCACCCUCAUCCUCACCCUCAUCCUCACCCUCGUCCAGCGAUCGUCCUACUUACUUACACUACUUUGCAGUGCGAUCGCGCGUCCCCUUGCUCCAACUGCAUCACCCGCGGCAAGCAGGAUCUCUGCCACUACGAGAAUGAAUCCGCGAGGAAGCAACAAUUGCUGGACGAGAAGGUCAGCGCAUCAUCAGUGAAUGGAGGCGCAUUCAGUGUGAUCAAGCCCAAUGAAACGGAUUCCGACUCUGCAGUCCAGAUAACCGGUCUGGGAUACGCCAAACCGAACGGAAACAUUAAUACAACUCUGGGCAUAUUUCAAAAGAUUGAAAAGCACGAUGCUGACGCCAAUCUACUGUUAUCGGGAUAUACCUCCACCGAACGAGACCAGAGUGGUCUACGCGAAAAGUACAAGAGUCUCAUCAGACAGUUACCCUCCAGACCAUACAUCGAAAAACUCCUCGAGACAUAUUUCCGAGAAGUCAAUUAUCAAUACUUUCCCUUGGAUGAGGGGAUUUUUAGAGAUCAUCUGAACAAUUGGAACAAUUUAUCCUUUGCAACACUGAACAAGGGUCCUCUGGAAUUACCCGGAGAUUUACAAUUCUUUCCAGCUCUGCUAUUCCAAUGUCUCGCGUUAGCAUUGCAAUAUCAGCCAAUUGACUACGACCCGACCUUGGAUGCUCUGAAGUAUGCGGCUGGCAUGACAUUUGACGACCUGGCCAACGAUUACAGCGAAUCUGGUCUCUCAAUUUUGGCUCUGCUCGGUAAACGGCACACAACUCUCGUCACUGUACAAGCUAGCUUCCUAAGAACAGCCUACUUGAAGAGCGUCGGCCUGGUUACGGAAGCCUGGCAUUCAUUGUCAUCAACUAUUCGUGAUGCUCAAGAAAUUGGAUUACACAAGGAUACCAACUUCACCAUCAGAAAGCCCGACGUAAAGCCCGAGGAGAUAUUGGAAGGAUUGUGGCAAGAACAACUCCGAAGAAGAAUGUGGUUAAUUCUGUCACUUUGGGAUAUUCAUAUGGCGAUUGUGUUAGGUCGCCCGACAACGAUUGACCCACGCGAUGGCAAACCCCUAUUUCCUAUUGAUUCCAAUAUUCCACGAACCCCUCGAGAAUCAGCACCUUCGAAGCGAUCAUCCACUGAUCCACCAACGCCUCUGACCAUGUUGCUUUGGAAGGCCGAGAUCAGUGCACCAUUAUGGGACAUUUUUAAUCUAGAGAAAGAAGAUCCUAACCAAAACAACCUGGCCAGAGUACAGACUAUGGACAGCAUGAUAAGACAGGUUUGGUUGGACUGCCCUCCAUAUUUCCGGGCUCAAAACCCCGACACAACUUUCGAUGAUGCGCCAGGUUUGUGCUGGCUUCGAAAGUGUCGACCUGAUUUUCAAAAUGGAAUGGCCUUUUCAAUCAUGGCUCUUCACCGACCCUAUAUUUUCUCAAGUCCAUCAAGCCGUACAUCUGCAUUGAAAGCGGCGUUGGACGUUCUCCGCGCUCAACGAGCUCUAUUCAACAUGUUGAGCUCGUUGCAUUACAAGAUGUUCUCAUUGGUAUUAAAUACCUUUGAUGCGAUUGUUCUGGUCGCUGCCAUUUACAUUCUGCAUCCACUCGAGAAUAAAGAAGAUCUCGACGAUACGCUUCAGCAUUUUGAAUGGGGAAUGGAACGAUUUGAAAAGAUGAGCGAUAGGAAUACUAUGGCGAAGACAGCUUUGGGUAUUUUGAAGGCAAUGCACAUUCGUCUAAAGCGAACACUCGGUUUCCCGAAACAAAUGAUGAAACCUGUAGCAAUCCCCUCUCCAGCAACAUCGGAGAGUUAUCCCAAUCCUAUGAGCAACAAUCAAUUCUCACCAAGUCACCACCCAUCUAUUUCGAGUACGUCGUCAUUGUCAAAACUUGAGUCCGGUACUCCUUCCUCAGCCUAUACCCUUCCCACAAUUUCUAACCUCACGUCUCCUCCAGCAAACAAUCUCCCUACACCGACAUCUUCCGCUCCACCAGGAUGGGAUACUCAAUUAGCAAGCUUCGAUUUUAGCUCUAUGGCUCCACUUCAACCCUUCCACGAUUUGGUUUACAAUGAUCUGGGAGCGGGUAUGGAAUCUAAUGUCGGUGCCAACGGUAUUCCGACUGGUGGCUUUGAGGUGGGUGUCUGGGAUGCGAAUCAAUUUGCAAUCCCUAUCGGACAGGGAAUUAAUACGUCUUUGCAUUUUGAGGGUGCGUUUGGGAAUGAUACUUUUUGGGGAUUUAUGAAUAAUUAUCAUGGCUGAAUGAUUUUUAUAAGUCAGGUGGCAUUGUGCUGUCCUGGUGGUUGAUGGUAGAGUGGAAGGAGUUUAUUCUGGUUGAUGGUACGGAGCGAACUGAUAGUUGGUUGUACAUAUAAACCGUGGAAUGAAUGAAUGAGCCGGUCUCUCGUAAGUCAAAGGGAUGUGAUCGUGGAAAUUUAAUGAAUGGGAAAAGAUUACUCGAAUGGAGUGUGGUGGUAUUCUAUUUGAGCUAUAGUACUGUAAGAGGUUAACGAGAGGCCUUAAUAUGAUCUUGUUUCUAC